Molecule: messenger RNA, 4063 nt
Organism: Brassica rapa (field mustard)
Lineage: Eukaryota; Viridiplantae; Streptophyta; Magnoliopsida; Brassicales; Brassicaceae
Product: protein IMPAIRED IN BABA-INDUCED STERILITY 1-like
Biological process (GO): protein phosphorylation; positive regulation of transcription elongation by RNA polymerase II
Cellular component (GO): cyclin-dependent protein kinase holoenzyme complex; nucleus
Molecular function (GO): ATP binding; RNA polymerase II CTD heptapeptide repeat kinase activity
Source: RefSeq, a predicted model, not a curated record
AGCUAAAUAUGUCUUUUUCACUUUCUCUCUCUCUCUUUGUGCGGUUGUGUUUUUGCAGCUUCCCUUACCUCUCUUUCAGAAGAAGACUCAACCAAAAAAAAAAGUUUCCUUUUCCUUUUAAUAAUUUUGUCAUGUGAUUUUUUUUCUUUUCUCUUUCCCUCCUUUUUUAAUCUUUGUUCUUUGUUCUUCUGUCUGCAAUCCCAUUUCAUCUUUUUUGGCCUCAUGAGGGGUUGAACAAUUAAUCUCUAAAAAUGGGUUGCAUCAGCUCCAAGAACGUCUCAUAUUUAGGGGACCAGAGUGCCUCACCGGUCCAAGACAGGGAAAACACCCCUGGACCGGACUUCUCCUCCACGAACCAGCACCAUCGAGUCUUUGUUGAUCAUUCAUUGGAGGCGAGUCAGAAUAUUAACAGACGGUCAAGGAAAUCGAAAAGAUUGGGCGGUUCUGAUUCAAGGGUUGGUAAGAGCCUGCUUUCCGGGCUGUCUCAUAGGAACAUAGAAGCUGAGCAUGCGGCUGCUGGUUGGCCAUCUUGGCUUUGUGAGGUUGCCUCUGAGGCUGUUCAUGGGUGGGUUCCUCUUAAGGCAGAGGCGUUCCAGAAGUUGGAGAAGAUUGGACAAGGAACAUAUAGUAGCGUUUUUCGAGCACGGGAAGUAGAAACCGGGAAAAUGGUGGCUUUGAAGAAGGUAAAGUUUGAUAAUCUUCAACCAGAGAGCAUUAGGUUUAUGGCAAGAGAGAUUUUGAUUCUACGCAAACUCAAUCAUCCCAACAUCAUGAAACUUGAGGGUAUUAUCACGUCUCGUGCGUCGAGCAGCAUUUAUCUUGUUUUCGAGUAUAUGGAACAUGAUCUUGCCGGUUUGUCCUCAAAUCCGGACAUCAGAUUCACCGAGUCACAGAUCAAAUGUUACAUGCAGCAACUACUUUGGGGACUAGAGCAUUGUCAUAUGCGAGGAGUCAUACAUAGAGACAUUAAGGCAUCAAACAUUUUGGUCAAUAACAAAGGAGUUUUAAAACUUGGAGACUUUGGGCUAGCAAAUGUGGUCACAGCUAAGAACAAACACCAAUUGACAAGCCGUGUGGUGACUUUAUGGUAUAGAGCUCCUGAGCUUCUUAUGGGAUCUACCAGUUAUGGAGUAUCAAUCGAUUUAUGGAGUGUAGGAUGUGUUUUUGCUGAAAUCCUCAUGGGAAAACCAAUCCUAAAAGGCAGAACCGAGAUUGAACAAUUACAUAAAAUCUACAAGCUUUGUGGAUCUCCACCGGAUAGUUUCUGGAAAAAAACUAGGCUUCCGCACGCAACUUCCUUCAGGCCUCAACAUACUUAUGAAGCCACACUUAGAGAACGAUGCAAAGAGUUAUCAACAACUGGUGUUCUUCUAUUAGAAACUUUACUCUCUAUGGAAGCAUAUAAGCGUGGGACUGCUUCAUCUGCACUUAACUCUGAGUAUUUCUUGACGAGGCCUUAUGCGUGUGAUCCUUCUUCAUUGCCUAAAUAUCCACCAAACAAAGAGAUGGAUGCUAAAAAUCGCGACGACAUGCGCAGGAAAAGAGCAAACCUCAAGCUUAGAGAAUCUGGAGUUGGCAGGAAACACAAAAGACCACAUAGAGAAGAACAAGAUCCAAAAAGUUACGCUAAGCUGCCAAUAAGACAGGACACGUUUGAGGAUAAAAACAUAACAAAUGAGGAGGGUCCAAGAGCCACUACAACAACACAUGGAAAUUACUACAAACUCUCUGACCUCCCAUUGACGACAGGACCGGCCAGUGGCUUUCCGUGGGCUGUGAAAAGACGAAAAGAUCCUGAUAAUAUCUCCACUCUUACCUACUAUCAACCAAGCUCAAGGAGCCAAUUGAGCGAAACAAGUGCCGCUUUUGCCAAGAACACUUUUGGUUUGAACCUCAAACCCGAAAAUGAAUCAGCUUACGAGAUUCAGGGAGACAACGAUGAUCAGAUUAUGGAGGAGUUACCCAGUGAGGACAAGCUAAGCCGUACUGGUAAACGACACGGAUCACUUGAUGGGUCUGGUUUGGAUUUCAGCCAAAGAGAGGAGGACUCUCCAUUAAAGAAGAACUUAGAGCAUCUACAGUUCGGAAAACAGAGCAUAUCAGGACCGCUAAUAUUUAAAUCAGGCAAGAUCGACGAAAUUUUGCAAAGGAACGAAAGUAAUAUCCGGCAAGCGGUCCGAAAAUCCCACAUCAAAAUGGAACAAGAUGACAGAUAAACCGGAAACUCAGAAUUAUCGAGAAGCAAAAUUCCACAAUUCAUCGUUGUUAGAAAAAGGAGAAAAAAAAUAUACAAUAAUACGGAAAUUUUAUGAAACCGAUUAAUAAUGUUUCUGAGCCUAAUCUAUGAGUGACCAACCUAUGGAGGUUGCUAAACCAAUGAUAAGCAUUCCCAGUUAGUACAAAUGUAGUUUGUCCUACUUUUGCAUCGUCAUUGAACACUCUUUGAUCAUGAAAAUAGUCAUCAUUAGGUCGAAACUCCAUUCAAUUGCAUUUGUAGUACCAUCAUAAGGUGGAAACUCUAUCUUUGAUGGUGGCACCACACGCAUGUCUGAACUGCUGCCUCCACCAUCUUUGGUAUCAUAACUAUCUCCCCAACCAACUCCUCCUUGAACCCGAAUACUUGCGUGAGAUUCACUUGCGAUUAUGUUAACAGAAUUAUGUUAUAUGUCACUCAUCUUUGGUAUCAUAACAGAUCCACUUGCGUGAGAUCUCUCAAAAUUAUGUUAAAAAUAUUUUAAUUUUUCUUUAUUCUUUCAGUUUAGCAACUCAUUACCAGUAAGACAUUUCUCAUGUUAAUCUUUUUCAUUUGGUUAUGAAUCUCUCCUCUCUUAUUGUUUAAUAAUUUGUUAACUAAAAUAAAGAUGAGAACAUGUGUUAGAGAUCCUGUUCAAGUAAGGUCGUAAACAUUAAGCUUUCCUCAUAACAUUGAGUUAAUAUAACAAGUCAAACGAUAAUACUUGACAGAUUUGUUGGUGAUACUCACAAAUUAAGUUUGUCAAUCAAAAAGAAACUUUACACACAAGAGUAAAACUUUUCACUCACACAUCAAGAAAAAAAUGAUAUUUUAAUAUUUUAUGUAGUUUUUCUAAUGUAUCACAAUGCAGAUGUCGAAUGAGUAUAUCAUCGACUGCAUUACAUUCUGAGUGAUGAACGAUAUGAGAAAUAUAUAUCAUCUUCAUUAAGUUUUUCAGAGUUUCAAUAUUGCUUUAAGAUUAGAUCACCUGUUGAAUGAGUAUAUAAUCAGUCAAGGUUGAAAGUUAAUGAAUGUCAGAUGGAAAACUAGUAAUAAAAUAUCAUCUUACUGAUCGUAAAUAAAUCUUAUUUGGACGUUAGAUAUCAUAAUAAGCGAUUUGAAAUUAACAUUGACAAAAACAUUCAACAAUAAAUGGAUUGGGAACACAUUUAAUAUGACACCCUUUCUUGCAGUGAAUUUUGUUUGGGUUGAUAGCCUCCUGCGAAGAAGCUUCAUGGUGCAACAACACAGUUUGAGAAGCUUCAUCUUGUAGUAACCGGUUCGCUCCAGUUUCUGUGAUACUCAUCACUAGAAAACCAUAAGAAAACAUAUGUUAGCAAUAAUACACUAUUAUAAAAGAUCUUACACAUGGAAUAUGUAAUAUAAAUAUUUACCGGAGCUAAUAGCUAUGAAGAUAAAGAAUGCAAGUUUCAUUGAUAUUUUCUCCAUACCGUUUUAGAGAUUGAAGAUAAUAUGAAUGGUCUUCAUUUAAUUGUGAAACCCUAUUUAUAGAUUAAUAAAGUAACGGUACUUAAUUUAGUCAAAUUAAAUUAUAGAAAUAAAAUCAAUAAAGCUACUCCCUCCAUUUUUUAUUACUUAACGUUUUAUACUUGCGCACACAAAUUAAAAAAAAAAUUCUUAUUACAGUUUUUUUAGAAAUAAAAACAUUAUUAACUAUUCACCUAACCAAAUUUUAAUUCAUUAAUAACAAACUGUAGGAAAUAAAAGUUAUAUAACAUGUAAGGUUACAAAAAAUUGCAUUAAAAUUUAAAACGUCAUCUAAUUUAAUGCAAAUAAAAUUUUCCAAAACAUCAUCUAUUAAAAGUAUAA